Molecule: messenger RNA, 354 nt
Organism: Mesitornis unicolor (brown roatelo)
Lineage: Eukaryota; Metazoa; Chordata; Aves; Mesitornithiformes; Mesitornithidae
Gene: RBP1
Product: retinol binding protein 1, cellular
Exons: 2
Coding region: 37-354 (105 amino acids)
Biological process (GO): fatty acid transport
Cellular component (GO): cytosol; nucleus
Molecular function (GO): fatty acid binding
Source: RefSeq, a predicted model, not a curated record
CUGAGACCUUGAUUUUGACGAUUAUCUAAAGCAGGGAUGCCUGCAGAUUUCAAUGGUUACUGGAAAAUGGUCAGCAAUGACAAUUUUGAGGAGUAUCUGAAAGCACUGGAUGUAAAUGUUGCCGUAAGGAAAAUAGCAAACUUGCUAAAACCUGACAAAGAAAUCCUUCAGAAUGGGGAUCAUAUGAUCAUUAAAACGCUAAGCACUUUUAGAAACUACAUCAUGGAAUUUGAUGUAGGAAAGGAGUUUGAGGAGGAUUUGGCUGGGGUGGAUGAUCGCAAAUGCAUGGUAAGAAUUAGAACUGUAACAAUUAAUAAUAAUAACCUGAGGCCUUUCUCACACCACAUCUGUUAA